Cataglyphis hispanica is the source of this 2846-nucleotide messenger RNA. It is a transcript of the gene Keap1, whose product is annotated as kelch-like ECH-associated protein 1B. Gene Ontology annotation, molecular function: protein binding. The transcript has 7 exons. The record is from RefSeq and is a predicted model, not a curated record. NCBI's taxonomy places the organism in Eukaryota, Metazoa, Arthropoda, Insecta, Hymenoptera, Formicidae. The coding region runs from base 570 to 2447 and encodes 625 amino acids.
CGCUCGUCUCGGAAUUAUAAAAUAUUCUAGGCGUUUUUUCCGCGACUUUUCGAGACAUUUGCGUCGUUCUCCAAAAUUUUUUCCGUCAACUCUUUCCUUUAUUUAUCACCGAGUCAUCAUCAGGGCCAUACGACGAAUUAUUAUUAACCAGUCAGUUAGCCAACUGCUAUCGGAAGCGCGAACGAAGGUAUACCCGGCGUAUCUACAGUGCAAAUCGUGACGAAGCGAUCUCGCGGCAACAGCGAGAGAGAAGUCCAAUGUCCCACCCACGCUCGGAACGGAUCAUACUCCGGUCGUGAUCAACGGUGAUGAAACAUGUGCGUAUGUAAAUCAUCGAGCAUAAGACGUGCACAUCUGGCCUGAACGCGUGCGUGACGCCGCAUCUAUCAUCUAUCGGCAGAGCAGGAUCGGACUCCGGAUGGUGGAGGAUGCCUGCGUCAUCGUGUACCAUCGACGAGAUCGAUCGCGAAACAUGAUCGCGCUGUCUUGCCGUUGUUUCCUCGUUUCGUUCUCGCGUCAAUCAACGCUUUCUCGACGCUAAUAGAUUUCCCGCGAUCCUGCUCACUUUAAUGGAUGGAGAGAAAGAUUGCCAGCAGAAGAAAGGGGCUCGGAGUAGCUUCCCAUCUCAGAGCAAUGCGUCGAAUACGCCUCUCGUAUCAGGGGAAGAAACGGAUUGGGAGAGUAUGCUCAAUACCGAGAGGCAGAGAGGUGAUCUCGGGGACAUGACAUUUUGCAUGGCAAACUAUCUGAAGGAAGCUAUGAAGAUGAUGUUCAUGAUGCGCAGUCAUCAUAUGCUGACUGAUGUAAUACUUGAAGUUGGUUCCGAAUUGUUUCAUGCGCAUAAAGUUAUUUUAGCAGCAGCUAGUCCCUAUUUUAAGGCAAUGUUUACAGGAGGAUUAAAAGAAUGCGAGAUGACAAGAGUAAAACUCCAAGGUGUUUGUCCAACUACAAUGGCUCGUUUAAUGUACUUUAUGUACACUGGUCAAAUAAGAGUCACUGAGAUUACAGUGUGUUCACUGCUAUCAGCAGCUACUAUGUUCCAAGUCACUAAUGUGAUAGAUGCGUGUUGUGUUUUUCUUGAAAGACAACUGGACCCCACAAAUGCGAUUGGAAUUGCCAACUUUGCUGAGCAACAUGGUUGCCAUGAUUUGUAUCAUAAGGCAAAUCAGUUCAUCGUUCAGCAUUUUAAUCAGAUAUGUCAAGAGGAGGAAUUUUUACAACUAUCUGCCAUACAGCUCGUGGCACUUGUGAGGAAAGAUGAGUUAAAUGUUCAAGAAGAAAGGGAGGUUUAUAAUGCUGUGCUGAAAUGGGUCAAAUACAACGAGGAGGCAAGGCGACCCAAGAUGGAACACAUUUUGCAUGCGGUACGCUGCCAGUAUCUCACGCCGAAUUUUCUGCGGGAACAGAUGAAGAAUUGCGACGUGCUAAAAAAGGUGCCGGCGUGUCGCGAGUAUCUAGCACAGAUUUUCAAGGACUUGACGUUACACAAGAAGCCGAUUGUCAAAGAGCGUACGCCUAAUACACGACGGGUGAUAUAUAUUGCUGGUGGUUUCUUCAAGCAUUCACUCGACGUAUUAGAGGGCUAUAACGCCGAUGAUAAGACAUGGACGCAGCACGCCAAAUUGAUCGUACCUAGAUCCGGUCUAGGUGGUGCCUUCCUCAAGGGAAUGUUCUACGCGGUUGGAGGCAGACAUAAUUCACCAGGCAGCAGGUACGACAGCGACUGGGUCGAUAGGUAUAAUCCGAUGACGGAUCAAUGGCGACCUUGCAGUCCAAUGUCGGUACCGAGAAAUAGAGUCGGAGUUGCCGUGAUGGAUGGCUUAUUGUACGCCGUAGGCGGUAGCGCGGGUGCCGAGUAUCACAAUAGCGUCGAAUGCUAUGAUCCAGAUCAGGACACAUGGACUAGUGUCAAAUCUAUGCACGUCAAGAGACUAGGCGUAGGAGUAGCAGUAGUGAAUAGAUUGCUAUACGCGAUUGGCGGCUUUGAUGGCAAAGAUCGACUCAGCUCAGUUGAGUGUUACCAUCCUGAAAACGAUGAAUGGACGAUGGUGCCGGCUAUGAAAUGCUGUCGCUCCGGAGCCGGAGUGGCCAGUCUGGGUCAGUAUAUAUACGUUAUAGGCGGAUACGACGGAAAAUCACAAUUGAAUUCAGUGGAGAGAUACGAUACAGAACGCGAUGUCUGGGAAAAUGUGAGCAGCGUUAGUAUCGCUCGCAGUGCGCUCAGUGUUACUGUCCUCGACGGCAAAUUAUACGCAAUGGGAGGAUAUGAUGGUUCGACGUUUUUAAAUAUAGUAGAAAUUUACGAUUCGAGUCAGGAUCAAUGGAUCGAAGGUGUGCCUAUGACGUCAGGGAGAUCUGGUCACGCCAGCGCGGUAUCGUACUAUCAGUGUCCCAUGCACUGCGAUCAUUUGGAUCAUAAUAUCUCGCUAGAGAAAUCGCCGUCGUGAUACAUAGACCAUAGACUGAGUUUUUUGAGUAACAUUUAAUAGCAACAAUGACAUUCUUUCAUUUAUGAAAAAGGAAUAUAAAAUUGUAAAAAACACAUCAAUCUACUCAACCGAUAUUUAAUUAACAGAACUCGACUGAUAAGUGCAUUAUGUAAUAUUAGAUGAUACGCGACAUGUGUCAUUGAACCGAAUCAAGAUGGAUUGAUUAUAAAAAUAAUGACUAGCUGACAAAAAGUGCAUUCUCAGCAAGACAAAGUAAGUUUUGCAAACUUAUUAAAGGACCAAUUUAUCGUUUCCGUUAGAAUAAAUAUGACUGUGUUACAUAUUUUAUAGCUUUAUUGUAACUUUUUAAUUAUAGGUGACUGUAAUUAAUAUAAAUAUAAAUAUAUAUAUAUAUAU